Molecule: messenger RNA, 1227 nt
Organism: Passer domesticus (house sparrow)
Lineage: Eukaryota; Metazoa; Chordata; Aves; Passeriformes; Passeridae
Product: WAS/WASL-interacting protein family member 1-like
Exons: 5
Coding region: 113-1171 (352 amino acids)
Source: RefSeq, a predicted model, not a curated record
ACGGGGCCGGGCGGUUUGGGGCGUUUUGGGGGGGUUUGGGGAGUUUUGGGGGGCUUUGGGGAGUGAGGCCCCUCCAGGGCUGGCAAGGAGGCUCUGGGGAUCACUGGAGAGGAUGGAGGGCGAGGGGGUCCGUGGGGUUGUGGUUGGGAAGGGUGGAGGAUGUUGUGGGGAGGGGGUGGUGGGAGGCUGGGGUGUUGCGGGGUUAUUUGGGGUUAUUAUAUUCCCCCCCUCUUUUGGGGGGAAUACGGGUGAAUUUGGGCUCCCCUGGGGCUGGGGGGGGUCCCCAUGUGUGAGGAGGUGGGCGAGGGGACCCCGCUGUGGCUCUGCCCUGCCAGCCCCUCUCCGUGUUGGGGGGCUCACCAGCACCCCCCUGUCCUGGCCCCGGGGGUCACACCGAGCCCCCAGCGCGGCCGGGCCCCCACCGCUCCUGCCCGACUCCGGCACCACCCUUGGGCUUCCCGGCACUGCAGAGCUCCUCCUCCGCGCUCCCCACCUGCGGGGCCCCGUCCCGGGGAGGGCAGCACCGAGGGGCCGACCCCAGCCCGUUCCAGCAGCGGCAUCGCGAGCACGUGUCUCAGAACAGCUCAGGGACAGCCGUGUCACCAUCUCCAUCCCACUCAGCCACCAGCCAGGGCACUCAGAGUGUGAGUCUGGCUGGCCCUGCCUCGGGAAGGAAUCAACACCUCCAACAUCUUCAUCCAACACCACCACAGCACCAUCUUCAGCCAGGACACCGGGAUCACCACCUGUGACACCCUCAUCCAAUGCCACCACGGCACCCCCUCCAUCCCACACGAGUGUGUCCAGACCCCCAGAGCAUCCAUCCAACUCAACCCCAGCGCCAGCCCCCUCCUCAGCCAGGCCCUCUGGGCCUGCUCCCAGCUCCCCCACCGUGAGCCCGGGUCCCAGCAGCAGCAGCACUGUCACCAGCAGCUCCAGGAGGACAGCAGCCCCUGGCAGCACGGCUGGCAGCUCCGAGCAGCAGCCCGCGGAGCUGAGCCCUGCCGUGGUUGCCCUGGUCUCGCUGGCCGUGUGCCUGCUGGUGGCGGGGGUGGCCGUGCUGCUGCCGCAGCUGUCCCGGCGCGGGACCCCCCCCUUCCAGCACCUGGAUGAGGUGCCCAUGAGCAGAGUGACGGAGGGGUCCCCUGUCGCCCCCCCCUCCCCCAGCUGACCCCCGGCUCAGCCCCCCGGGCUCCCCGCGCUCUGAAUAAAGAAUCCGCUGCCCUG